This is a messenger RNA of Trichoderma gamsii, 3168 nucleotides long. RefSeq lists its product as hypothetical. The transcript is spliced from 11 exons. Bases 1 to 3168 code for a protein of 1055 amino acids. The record is from RefSeq and is a predicted model, not a curated record. Gene Ontology annotation, molecular function: ATP binding; ATP-dependent chromatin remodeler activity. Lineage: Eukaryota; Fungi; Ascomycota; Sordariomycetes; Hypocreales; Hypocreaceae.
AUGUCUAACCCAUUGAAGCGGCGAUUCGAUCCUGUCAGGGAAUUAAAUGAUGAUGUUGACGAUGGCACACAUUUGUAUUCAGGCACUGUUAUUGCGCCUCAUGCAACUAUGCCACAGCCUUACGACACAGGAUCGUGGCAAGUUCAAGAUUACGGCAUGCUUGACAUGCCCCGGGAGAGUCAAUACCACGGGCCAGGCUACAUGAAUCCAACAAGCGAUAUUCCCGUUAUGCAACCAUUGAGUUCGAUAGAAGAUAUAUUCGGCGGCAUGUUUCUUGACCCGAUUGCUGGCGCGCAGAUUUCGACGUUGAACAUCAGUGAACCAUCCUACAAUUUUGACGGAGCGCUUCAAGAUUGGCGAAAUGAAUUUGUCCUAUCAGAUACCGAUCCCACGGGAUCAGCACCAUUUUCGUCUCAGGAAACGUCGCACUUCUCAUCGCUGAGUCCAGGGUCAACAGGAUCAGUACCGUUUUCGUCUCAAGAGGCGUCACAGCUGUCAUCUUUGAGUCCAGAGUCAACAUCUUCGGUAUCAGUACCAUUUUCGACUCAAGAGGCGUUACAGUUAUCAUCUUUGAGCCCAGCAUCAACAUCGGAAGAUGUUAUUAUGCUUAAUGAUCAAGAUGAAAUAUGCUACGGGAUGCUGCACAGUGUCGACGUCAAAUUUGUCGGCGAAAUGCAAGUCGUCCACUCUAGACUCAGUGAAAUGGAGACCACGUAUGAACGGUUCAAGAUCAAGAAAAAAGAUGAUCAUGUAAUGUUAUCAUUCCACGACGCCGACGAUGACGAUAAAGACGGGACAUUUGGUUACCUGCGCUCCGCUGUUGGCAAGACACUUAUGCCGCUCCUGACUAUGACUCAUGUGAACCUUGAGCCCAUCGGGCAAGCAUCAAAUCUCAAAGAUACAAUAGGGAGAGCUAACAAGGCAGCUGAGGCUAUUGCGAAAGUCGAUAUCAACCUGUAUGGACCGCGUUGUGCUGCAAAGGAAGUUGGUGACACGCUAUCCCGCGGCAAGCUGUGGCUACAGAAAUCGAAUCAUAUGAAGUGCGGUGUCAUAUAUGACAACCCUCACUUCCUUCGGCUCGAACUUAGUGGUAUUUCAAUUCAGCCUACGCAGCCAGUAAACCAAAACCAUAACAAGGGCCCAGCGGGUAAGCAAAAACGACAGGAACGGUUACAAGACUUGGUUAGAGAAGUAUACAACUCUAUCGACCGUUCUCGAAACCUGGACAAGGUGAAUGUUGGGGGAUUGGUCACCCAAGAGCUACUCCCACAUCAGCAAGAAGCCCUCGGCUUUAUGGUAGAGAGGGAAUCUGGCGAUAUAAAUGAUAGAUACAGACUUUGGGAGACGAAAACACUGGACAAUGGGAAUGAGGAAUAUUGUCACAGAAUCACCAAACAGAAGAUCAAGAAUGGUAUACGACCAGACGAAAGUGGAGGCGGCAUUCUAGCUGAUGAGAUGGGCAUGGGCAAGACUUUAUCCAUCCUGUCUCUGAUCGUGAAAACUCUGGAUGUUGCUACAGAGUGGGCUCAGAAGCAAGAGAGUAGCGCUACUGUUGAAGAAGAAAUCCAAAGAUCACGAUCUACUCUUGUGAUCGUUCCAUCUGCACUUUUGGUAUACAACUGGAUAGACGAGAUCGACAAAUACCUUAAAGAGGGAGUCAAGAAAAUUAAAUACCACGGAUCUGAUAGAUCCAAGAGUCUCGAGGAAAUCUUAGACUCGGACAUUGUUGUGACUACCUACAGCACUCUGAAGGCUGAGUUUCAGAACAAAAAAUCGCUUCUCCAUCGUGUUGACUGGUAUAGAAUCGUUUUGGAUGAAGCGCACAUUAUACGACGUCGAGCCACACUAUUCUAUCGCUCAUGCGACGAGCUCCAUGCCAGUUUCCGGUGGUGUCUGACGGGAACGCCCAUUCAAAACAAGCUUACGGAUAUUGGCACGCUAUUUGCUUUCAUCCGCGCGGAACCUUUCUCCAAAGCUUCAGUGUUUCGCAAGUGGAUUGAAGUUCCAUUUGAGCAGAGCACUGAUGACUCCACUGCAGCUACUGCUGUUAAAGACCGUCUUGUUAUGCUUAUUGAAGCUCUCUGUCUAAGACGUACAAAGGAUUCGAUCGAACUACCAGAAGUGCAGACCUAUUUGCGCGAGCUCACUUUUACGCCCCAGGAGCGAGAACAAUACGACAAUACGAAGAAAAUUCUGACCCGCAUGAUCCUCCAUCGUGUAGGUGAGAUUGAUAAGGUCUCCCACUUUGGGACCUUUCAGAUGAACUUGCAGAUGCGCCUCUUGUGCAAUCACGGCACUUUUCAACAGCCCUUCUCUUGGCGCCGCCGAAGCUAUCAGGAUGAGCGGGAAGCUGCCGCUGGAGCUCUCGGUCAGAACAGUGAAAUCUGUUGCUCAGGUUGCCAGUUGCCGAUGCCAAUUUUGGGUUCUAGCUGGAUGCGUAGCGACUACAACAGCCGAUGUAAUCAUGCGUUGUGCCCCGAAUGCAUUGACGAAUCUGGCAGAACACCAGGGUGUCCUGUAUGCUUAUUGACGCUUGGGCCUGAUAUGGCGGGAAACAAUGCAUCGACAAAUGGUGAAGACGUCCCAGAUUGGCCCGCCGAUGACAGAGCUGGAAACAGUGACGAUCAUUACUUCAACAAGGAGGGUCAUUCAACAAAGAUGGAAGCACUAAUUGAGGAUGUUCAGAAGGACUUGACCAACACAAAAAGUAUCAUAUUCUCUUGUUGGACCAGAACACUCAAAUUGCUCUCCCGCUACUUGGAAGAAGCCAAUAUUCAAUACUUCUGCAUUGAUGGUACCUCUUCACUUUCACAGCGGCAAAAGAAACUAAAGCAGUUUGCAAAGGAUGAUCAAACGCGAGUGCUCAUUAUGACCACUGGCACAGGAGGAUUCGGACUCAAUCUCACCUGUGCCAAUCGCAUCUUCAUUGUAGAAUUACAGUGGAAUCCCGGUGUCGAGAGCCAGGCCAUCGCGCGCGCUAUUCGACUGGGGCAGAAAUGCGAAGUAAAGGUGAUGCGCUACCUGGUUAAGGGCACUGUUGAAGAGGAAAUGAGAUCCCAACAGCGGUACAAAAAGCAACUUGCUGCUUUGGGUUUCGAUGAGCUGCUUGAAUCUGAGGAUCACGCAGUUGUGAAUGACUCUGUACCAAGCAUAGUAAUAUCGCAGUAG